Molecule: messenger RNA, 4601 nt
Organism: Manihot esculenta (cassava)
Lineage: Eukaryota; Viridiplantae; Streptophyta; Magnoliopsida; Malpighiales; Euphorbiaceae
Exons: 15
Coding region: 323-4231 (1302 amino acids)
Source: RefSeq, a predicted model, not a curated record
AUGGACAAUUCUGUAAUUUAACAAAGCCCAAUUUCCAUUGCCGAUCAAAACUCAGGGCGCCUCGUCCUCCAUGGCUUUGUACGAACCUUCGAUUUGGAGCUCCAACUUCUUCUCGUCACGGAUAUCCAAUUCCAAUCCCUAAAUCACUCAAUCUCCAGUUCUCGCUCACUAUUGAGCAUCAUUUUAACUAUUCGAGGUGCAUUGCCCUUUGCCAUCCAACAAAGGCUCAAAUUGGGCUUUAUGUGCAGCAAUUAUCUAAUUUUGUCAUGCAUUGUUAUAUUUAUUGGGUUUUCAAUACAGAGGAUGUAAGGAAACCAAUGCAAUGGCAACAUCUAGUAAGUUCGAUUUAUCUUCUGAUAGCCCAAAUAGGUCGUUAUACACCAGUGGGCAGCGUGGUGGAUCCCACUUAACUGCUCAGUUGGACAGAUCAGGUAGUUUUCGUGAGAGCAUGGAGAACCCCAUACUAUCUUCUCUACCAAACAUGACACGAAGCAGUUCCAUGGUAGCACAAGGAGAUGUGGUGAAUUUCUUUCAGUGUUUGCGUUUUGAUCCAAAGGUGGUGGCUGCUGACCAUAAGUCUAAUCUUCAUGGGGACUUUAAACGACACUUGAAUGUUGCUCUUGGUGUGUCUGUGGAUGAUUCUCCAUCGGGUCUUUCGAAAGGCAAAGUCCCUGCUCCUGAGGAAAUCAAGCGGGUCAAGGCUGGUCUGCGCGAAAGCUGUGUCAAGGCCAGGUUACGGACGAAGACUUUCAAUGAAGCGUUGUCUGUAUUCAACAAGUUUUUCCCCAGUAUUCCAUCAAAGAAGAGAUCAAGAUCAGAAAGCUUUUCUAGCGAUCGGUCAAAUUCCUUGUUAUCAAAUGAUCGAUCAGUCCUGGGCCCAAGCUUUGGUAAGAUGGGGGUUCAUAAUCAUGCUGUUAGUGGUGGUGGUUUUGAACUUGAACCGCAAAAGUCGGAGGAGAGAACAAAAAAUGUUGUGCCAAACAAACGGACACGAACUUCUUUGGUGGAUGUGAGGGGCAAUUCUCUUGUCAGGCCAGCUGGUACAGUAGAUAGAGAUAGAGAAAUGCUAAGGCUUGCAAAUACUGCUGCAGUUCAAGGUGACGAUCGAACUUUAUCCAUUGGUGUUGAUGGUUGGGAAAAGACAAAAAUGAAGAAGAAGCGCUCUGUGAUAAAGGCAGAUGUUUCUCCAAGUCUAGUGUCAACUAAAUCCACUGAUGGCUAUCGUGAGUCCAAACAGGGAAUGCAGCAACGGCCUGUUACUGAGGCUCGAUCAAGGCUAAAUGGCGACUCGCAUGGGUUCAGGCCAGGAGUUGCUGCUAGUACUGUGAGCAUUGGAAAAUCAGACGGUAACUCACAAACAGGCUUGAGUAUGCGGUCAUCCAUCCCUAGGGCUGAUCUCGACAAUAGUUCUCUUCUCAAUGACAGAAGAGAACGUUCUAUUGGUUCAGAUAAGGAGAGGGUGAAUAUCAGAGCUGUUAAUAAAGCAACUGUUCGUGAUGAUUUUAAUUCAGCUAGUCCUACUUCAAGCACAAAAAUGAAUGCAUCCAUCCGAGCUCCAUGGUCAGGUUCAGGCGUUGCCCCCAAGUUGUCACCAGUAGUCCAUAGAGCUACUGCUCCGAAUGAUUGGGAGCUUUCACAUUGCACUAACAAGCCACCUACUGUUGGAACUGGCAACCGUAAACGCACAGCAUCAGCUCGAUCUUCAUCUCCACCUGUUGCCCAUUGGGCAGGCCAGAGGCCACAGAAGAGUUCUCGUACUGCUAGAAGAACAAAUUUGAUUCCAAUUGUUUCAAAUAAUGAUGAAAGUCCUGCUUUGGAUACUGUGUCUGAUGUUUCCGGUAAUGAACUUGGAUUGGGAUUUACUAAGCGUUUGAUUGGAAAUUCUCCUCAGCAAGUAAAGUUGAAAAAUGAACCUGUUUCUUCUGCUGCAUUAUCUGAAAGUGAGGAAUCUGGGGCUCCUGAAAUUAAAUCUAAAGACAAGGGUAAAAGGUCUGAUGAGAUCGAUGAGAAAGCUGGACAUAAUGUUCAAAAAGUUUCAAUUUUGGGCUUCUCUUCAAGAAAGAAUAAGCCUGUUAAUGGGGAAGACCUUGGAGAUGGAGUAAGGAGGCAAGGGAGGACUGGGCGGGGUUUUACAACAAGGACUCGUUUGCCAAUUUCGGUAGAGAAGGUUGGCAAUGUUGGAACAGCAAAACAGCUUAGAAGUGCCAGACUUAAUUUUGAUAAAAAUGAAAGCAAGACAGGUCGUCCGCCAACUAGAAAACUUUCUGGCCGCAAGGCAUAUAAACGUCAAAAGCAUACAACAGUUAAUGCAGCAGCGGAUUUUCUUGUUGGCUCAGAUGAUGGGCAUGAAGAGCUAUUGGCUGCUGCAAGUGCUGUGAUUAACCCUGCUCAUGCAUGUCCCAACUCAUUUUGGAGGCAAAUGGAGCCAUUCUUUGGCUUUAUAUCUGAUGCAGACAUUGCUCACUUGAAGAAACAGGGAAAUAUUGAAUCUACUGCAGCAUCACCUACUAGAGUUUCAUCUGAUGUAAAUAACUGCAAUAGUGUCCCUAAUGGAUAUGGGUUGUUUGAAUGUGUGGGAGAAGUGGGACUUUCUACUGAAUCAAGGAUUUGUGAACUGUCAGUAUCUGGAGCAAGAGAGAUUCCCCUUUGUCAAAGACUCUUAGCAGCUAUAAUUCCAGAGGAAGAUUGUGCCCAUAGAAAUAGGGAUUUUGAAUGUGAUACAUAUGAAACUGGAUUUGAGCUGGACGGGGAGUUGGGAUCAAAUGGCUUGAGUCAUGCAGAUAACUUCAAUUUUUCUGGACACACUGCAUUUAAUAGUUAUGAAGUGACUGGGAAGACAACACACAAUGUGGCAGAGGUGGAUCCAUUGGGCUUCCCAACCCUAGGCAUUUAUUCAAACUUGAAUCAUUCUGUAAAUGGUGUUCAUUCUGACCGGGCAUUGGUUCCUGGCAUGGUCUGUUCAGAAUUUCAGUAUGAUGAUAGGCAGAUAAAUGAAAAUCUCCUUCUGGAGGUUCAAAGUCUUGGAGUUUUUCCAGAAACAAUGCCUGAUUUGCAGAUGGAGGAUGAUGGAAUCAGUGCUGAGAUUAUCAGCUUAGAGGACAAGUACCAUGGACAGGUUUCAAAGAAGAAAGGUUUGUUAGAUAAACUGUUGAAAUCUGCCACAGGAACAAAAGAACUUCAGGAAAAGGAAUUUGAACCGCGAGCUCAUGACAAACUAGUUACAAUGGCUUAUGAAAAGUAUAUGGCUUGCCGGGGUUCUAGUACCACUGGUGGGAAAAGUUCCAGUAACAAAAUGGCUAAGCAGGCUGCAUUAGCGUUUGUCAAAAGGACAUUAGAACGGUGUCACAAAUUUGAAGAGACAGGCAAAAGCUGCUUUAGUGAACCACUAUUUAGGGAUAUGUUUCUUUCUAGGUCUUCCAACCUGAGUGAUGGAAGAUCAUUGGGUACUACAGUGGAUGAGGAAUCUGGAAAACUGCAUGCCAAUACCUCAAGCCGCACUUUAGAAGCUAGAGUUUCAGCUUCUAUGGUUCCACAGCCAAGUCCUCAAACUUCUCGGUUGAGUCAGAAUGGAGAUUUUUAUGUUGCUAAUUCAUCUGAUUUGCUUCCACCUGUAAAUCGCUUUUCUGAACAAUCUACUGCUAAAGAAGACUUAUGGUCAAACAAGGUGAAGAAGCGGGAAUUGUCUCUUGAUGAUGUUGGAGGUACCAUAGGUACGCCAAGUGCUCCCUCAGGAAUUGGAGGGUCUCUAGUAUCAAGCAGUGCAAAAGGAAAGAGGAGUGAGAGAGAUAGGGAUGCCAAAGGGCACAACAAAGAGGUUUUAUCUAGAAAUGGAACAAAUAAAAUUGGUCGGCCAGCAUUAUCCAAUGUUAAGGGGGAAAGGAAAUCUAAAACAAAACCUAAGCAGAAAACUCAGUUGUCUGUUUCUGUAAAUGGCCUUCUUGGCAAGAUAUCAGAGCAACCUAAACCGGGUUUACCUGCAAAUGCAAAGUCUACUGAAAUCAUUACUAGUAGCAACAGAAGAGAAAAGGAUGGUUUUGGCUUAGAUGUAUUGGAUGAUCCUGAGUCCAUUGAUUUGUCCAACCUGCAGCUACCAGGAUUGGAUGAUGGCCAAGGGCAGGAUCUGGGAUCUUGGUUGAACAUUGAUGAUGAUGAUGGAUUACAAGAUCAUGGUGACUUCAUGGGCCUUGAAAUUCCAAUGGAUGACCUUUCAGACUUAAACAUGAUGGUUUGAAAAUCUUUCUCUGUAUAGUCUUGUUCAUUAUACUAUUGACACAGAAAUAUAGUCACUGUUGUCAAGAAAUGACCAGUUACAUGGAUGGUUAUUUGGCUGCGGGUCCACAAUUAGGUUAUAUAGAUUCUUUGGUAGACUUCCAAGAUUUUCAAGUGAACCUUCGGAUGUUUGAAUUUUGUUCCUGUGUUGGUAACUUCGACUGUAAAUUUCUUUUGUUCAAGGUAUAAUUUAGCAUGUCACAAGUUAGUAUGUCGUAGCAUUUACAACCCAGCAAACACUGUAUCCUGGCUGUAGCUUUUACAAUGAGAAAACAAUGCCUCUUGUACAUACAUUUUAUAUUUCUAAUAAAAUCCUCUUUUGAUUCAGUUUA